Messenger RNA from Microdochium trichocladiopsis, 2071 nucleotides. RefSeq names its product coatomer subunit delta. The transcript has 5 exons. Gene Ontology annotation, biological process: Golgi localization; endoplasmic reticulum to Golgi vesicle-mediated transport; retrograde vesicle-mediated transport, Golgi to endoplasmic reticulum. The record is from RefSeq and is a predicted model, not a curated record. Gene Ontology annotation, cellular component: cytosol; COPI vesicle coat. Lineage: Eukaryota; Fungi; Ascomycota; Sordariomycetes; Xylariales; Microdochiaceae. The coding region runs from base 186 to 1730 and encodes 514 amino acids.
GGUGUACCUUCAGGACAAUCGACACCUGUCUCGCUGGCCUGAACCCGCCAGAACGGCCGCCGGGAGCCUUGAUGCGAGAAGCACAACCAUCCCCUUGAAGCUCUCGAGACCGCAACUUACAGAGCAGGUCGUCCGUCGUCACCUCAUCCACCGCUUCCAGUCCGUUCGACUCAUCGCACUACGCAAUGGUUGUCCUCGCCGCCUCCAUCUGCACUCGCGGCGGGAAAGCUGUCCUCUCGAGGCAGUUCCGCGAGAUGCCCCGGUCUCGCAUCGAAGCGCUGCUGGCGUCUUUCCCGAAGCUUGCGGACUCUGGCACACAGCACACCACGGUCGAGCAGGACAAUGUCCGUUUCGUCUACCAGCCCCUCGACGAAUUAUACAUGGUCUUGAUCACGAAUCGGCAGUCCAACAUCCUCCAGGACAUCGACUCCCUUCACCUGUUUGCACAGGUCGUAACCAGCACCUGCAAGAGCUUGGACGAGAGAGAGAUCUUGCGCAAUGCCUACGAGCUUCUGAGUGCCUUCGACGAGCUGGUCACUCUUGGGUACCGGGAAAACCUCACUAUUAGCCAGAUCAAGACCUUUCUCGAGAUGGAGUCCCACGAGGAGCGGAUCCAGGAAAUCAUUGCAAGGAACAAAGAACUUGAGGCUACAGAAGAACGCAAGAGGAAGGCGAAACAACUCGAGAUGCAGCGCAAAGAAACUGCCAGAACGGGACGAGGCGCCGCCCCGAGAGCACCCAACUACCCUACAUACACGCCUCCGAGUCGGCCAACUCCAGCUGAAACGUUUGACUCCUACGAGGCUGAGAAGAACAAGACAUUCAAGCCUACUCUCAAAGGCAAGGGUAUGCAGCUGGGCAAGAAGUCGAAGACCAACGAUAUGUUCGAGCGAGUGCGCGGAGACUUGGGCGCUGAGGUUGACGAUACGCCCUUGGUUGCACCCGCUGCACCAUCAGCCUCCACAGCCGCUGAACCUGUCGCCUCUCGGUCUUCGGUGACCGCGGAUCGUGAUGCCAUUCACAUUACUGUCAAUGAAGCUAUCAGCGCGAAGCUGUCCCGGGAAGGCUCGCUCAACUCGCUCUCGGUCUCGGGUGAUUUGAACCUUAAGAUCUCGGACGCAAGCUUGACGAAGGUUAAGCUGAACCUCACGGCAAACCCGUCGCAUGGCGCACAGUUCCGCACUCAUCCAAACGUCGACCGUGCUCUGUUUGGAAGCAGCAAGGUGAUCCAGAUGAGCAACACUGCGCGAGGCUUUCCGGUGAACAACUCAGUUGGUGUGCUGCGGUGGAGAGCCACACCGAAGACAGAUGACACGAGCGCGUUGCCCAUCAGCUUCACCGUCUGGGUCAACAAGGGUUCAGGAAACAACUACACAAUGACAGUCGAGUACGAGCUCACGGGCGGUGAGGAGCUUCGUGAUGUUUCAGUCACCAUUCCAUAUGCCACAAGCGAACCUUCGGUAUCCAGCUUUGACGCCACAUACGAGGUUUCUGGGGACAGCCUAGAGUGGACAAUCGGCACUGUGAAUGACGACAGUGCCUCCGGUUCCUUCGAGUUCGACGCCCAGGCUGAUGACGAGAACGAGUUCUUCCCUAUGCAGAUUAGGUUCUCAAGGGCAACCCCCUUUGUGGAUGUCGACGUUCUAUCUGUGGCGUUGAUCGAGGAAAAUGAGGAAGUCACUUUCUCCAAGGACAUCAAAUCAGUGGCCGACAAUUAUUCCAUCGAGUAAAAUCAGCUCAGGGAUGGAUUCCGGAGCCGUGAGAAGGGUCUUUAAACCAGCAGAUGUAGUAAAAGGCACCUUGAUUUAGAUCUGGUGGGCUGUUAGACAAAAUCGAAUCCCAUAAUGCCGAAAUCUAAACCGUCGUUCCGGGGUAUGGGCACAUGUGAGCAAGCCAUUUGUUUGAGCAGGACUUUGCGGGUCUGCUUGGGAGUAGUUGCGGGUGGUCCUAGUAUGACUGCACCCUGGCCAUGCGUAUGGCAGUUUCAACGUGCUUGUUGCACAGUCUUGCACUGUUAAGUGGGAAGGUGCACAAUAGCUUCCAGACACGUCAACACUGUUUUGCAAACACG